Messenger RNA from Opisthorchis viverrini, 282 nucleotides. RefSeq lists its product as hypothetical. The transcript has a single exon. The record is from RefSeq and is a predicted model, not a curated record. The annotation marks the transcript as partial. Lineage: Eukaryota; Metazoa; Platyhelminthes; Trematoda; Opisthorchiida; Opisthorchiidae.
AUGGUAGCUGAUUGUCAGUGCCAUGAAACUCCGGGCAACCAGGAGUUGGAAAUAUGGGAAAUAAGUAGCAGCAGUUUGGAGAUACCUAGUCGUCCUCUGGUUUGGCUGGAGGUGAUGAAUAAGGCUUAUCAACAAGCUGGUUCAGUCUCCUACUUUGACGGCAAAUCACAGUGCAUCACUAAUUUUGAUGAGAACAAACGCAUGCAAAUGUUGCAACCAAUACUCAUACACGUCCGGUUACCUCCGAUCGCAAACGAAGUAGAAAUUACUACUGACGAAGGA